Zingiber officinale is the source of this 1187-nucleotide messenger RNA. RefSeq names its product homeobox-leucine zipper protein HOX6-like. The record is from RefSeq and is a predicted model, not a curated record. The coding region runs from base 310 to 888 and encodes 192 amino acids. The transcript has 2 exons. Gene Ontology annotation, molecular function: sequence-specific DNA binding; DNA-binding transcription factor activity, RNA polymerase II-specific. Gene Ontology annotation, cellular component: nucleus. NCBI's taxonomy places the organism in Eukaryota, Viridiplantae, Streptophyta, Magnoliopsida, Zingiberales, Zingiberaceae. Gene Ontology annotation, biological process: positive regulation of DNA-templated transcription.
CCUUCAUGGCUUCAUUAAUGGCGCCCGGAGGCACCCCACACUCGACCCAGCGAUCUCCUCCCUCCCCGAGACAGCAAACGCAAUGCCUACUCACCGUGGAGACGACCAUGGACGCCACUAAGCAACAAGGGCAGAGGAGGCCAUGAAAGAGAUGGGCGAAAGGUGAGACCCCCACGACAGCGGCUGCCAUUGGUUAUCAGGUUCCAUCACUGCAAUUAACAGCACGGCUCGCGAUCGAUCUCGCCCAGCUCCCAGAUCUCUAAAGAAGGUGCUCUGCUCUGCUCUGCUCUCCUGGGACUAGUGGGAUCAAUGGAGAGCGAGGAGCGGUCGGCGACGGCGGAGGAAGGCGACUGCUGCGGCUGGAUGGAGAUGGAGGAGGGCAAGGACGGCGGCGACCGGCGGAGGAAGCGGUUCAGCCAGGAGCAGAUCAAGUCGCUGGAGACCAUGUUCGAGACGCAGACCAAGCUGGAGCCUCGACAGAAGCUCCGUCUCGCCGGCGAGCUCGGCCUGGAGCCCCGGCAGGUGGCCAUCUGGUUCCAGAACAAGCGCGCGCGGUGGAAGGCGAAGCAGCUCGAGCGGGAGUACUGCAAGCUCAAGGCCGAGUACGAUGCGCUGCUCUCCAACUUCGACGGCCUCAAGAAGGAGAAGCAGCUCCUCCUCCAGCAGGUGCAGGAGCUAACAGAAAUGAUAGAGAAAGCAGAGGAAGGAAGCGACAGAGUCGGAGUGAAACAGGAUGAGCACGGCCUCCGCGCCGGCGGUCAACGGGCAGACUCCUCCUUGACUUCGUCGGAGGAGCCGCAGUUUUGCUUCGCCACCAACAACUGGCCUUCCGAUCAGUACUUGUGCAGCAAUCCACAGUGGUGGGAAUUUUGGUCUCUCAGUGAAUAAAUCCCACCUGCAAGUCUGCAACGCCAACUCAAAGAAUGAAGAAACGAUGAUUUCCUUCUCAUUGAGGAAGAAGAGUGCUGCUGCAUCCAAUCAAAUGCUUAAAACAGAGUAGUGUAUAAAGUGUCUGUGUGGAAAACUUCGAACCGUCCUCGUGAAUCUACUUAGUUCUCAUCAGCAGAACAAUAUAUGUAUAUGUAAUCCUAGACGACUACCACUGUGAAUGAUCAAGGAAGUAUGUGCCCAUCCAGAGUAGUGAGGAUCUUUUGAUAUAAAGGUUACACAGUGAAUUGCCUUUGAUA